Messenger RNA from Cryptotermes secundus, 1345 nucleotides. RefSeq names its product ras-related protein Rab-27A (gene Rab27). Gene Ontology annotation, biological process: positive regulation of exocytosis; melanosome transport. The transcript has 6 exons. Lineage: Eukaryota; Metazoa; Arthropoda; Insecta; Blattodea; Kalotermitidae. The record is from RefSeq and is a predicted model, not a curated record. Gene Ontology annotation, cellular component: secretory granule; melanosome. Gene Ontology annotation, molecular function: GTPase activity; GTP binding. Bases 317 to 958 code for a protein of 213 amino acids.
UAUUUUGUGGAUAAACAAUACUACCUUCGCUAUGUGAUUCCGUACAGUCCGAUGGAGGUUACCGCCGUUUCGAAUGAACUGCCCCCACCUUCAGGAUGAAAUAGCCCACCAAGGAAACAACGACGUUAGUGCUGUUUGCUGGGCCAUUUCUUUGACCCUGAAGAUGGGGGCAAAACAUUCUUCCGAAACGUCGCUCGACUUAUACCAGACUACACGUCGUCACAACACAGAAUACGGUUCUCAUCAUAGGCAUUGCUGUGGAAGCGUCAAAUUGCACAAAUUGUGAGGAUGUAGGGGCGGCAGAUUACUUUCUAGAAUGGAUUAUGAUUACUUAAUUAAAUUUCUGGCUUUGGGUGAUUCUGGAGCAGGGAAGACAAGCUUCCUUUAUCAGUACACGGAUGGAACCUUCAAUAACCGUUUCAUUUCAACAGUUGGCAUAGAUUUCAGAGAAAAAAGACUGGUGUAUCGGUCUCAAGGUCACAGCCAGAGGGUACAUCUGCAGCUGUGGGAUACAGCUGGUCAGGAGAGAUACCGUAGCCUAACGACCGCCUUCUACAGAGAUGCAAUGGGAUUCUUGCUACUCUUUGACUUGACUAACGAGCAGUCCUUCUUGGAAGUAAGGAAUUGGCUUGACCAAUUGAGGACACAUGCAUAUUGUGAGGACCCAGAUGUGGUGUUGUGUGGGAACAAGUGUGACUUAGAGGACAAGAGGAUAAUCAGUGAGCAGCGUGCCAAAGAGACAGCUGAGAAAUAUGGCUUGUUGUAUUUAGAGACGAGUGCGGCAACAGGACAGAAUGUGUCUCGGGCUGUUGAAAUGCUUCUGGAUCGUGUCAUGAGGAGGAUGGAGAUGGCUGUAGACUGUGCCAUGUUGCCAGGCCGACAUGGAGGCCCUAAACCUGGAGCUCAAGAAGCAAAUGUAAUUCUGCAUCCACCACAUUCAACAUGUGGCAGCUGCUGAUGUGGCAGCAUGAGUACAUAAAACAAAAAUUAUCAUGUUCUUGGCUGAGGAGAGAUUGUGAUUGAAAGUGAAUGACAGGAGUUGGACUGUUACAGAACAGUGCAUGAUCUAUCUAAUGUAGUAAUUUAAGUGUGAAGACUUGAGACAAUACUGGCAAGUAACCUUGUAACAGUUUGUGAAAAUGACAUGGGCAUUAGUAUAAUUAUCUCAUACUAAUUUAGAAUGCCAUGAAAGAGGCAUUCUUUGGUUGAGUAUCUUAGCUCAAUAAUUGUGACCUCACAAAUAACAAAGUUGUAUUACUGACACCAGAUAAGAAACCCUAUUUAAGAGCCUUACUUCUGAGGAACCAAGUAUUAUAAAGAACAGUUUUAAGUGACACACAUUUUC